AUGUCUCUCUGCUGGAGAAAAUGUGUCAUUGACCGAUCAGACCCGCAUCGUCCUCGCGAUUAUGGAGUGAACAGCGCGUGGAGGCCAACCAACCUGGUCAAACGGUUACCGGCUAGUCUUGAACACCUGAAGGUCAAGGGAUACGUCUUCAGGUGGGGCGUCGACCUUGACGGCCUGGUCGACGACCUUUUAGGCACCACGGGCACCGUAGGUACUCAGGCCCAACACAGCGCCCAAGGGAGGGGCAAGGGCAACCUGACAUCGCUAAGGCGGCUUAAACUGGUGACCACGCCGCAGGACCAUUGUCGGCCCUUCGACAAGGAUGCCCAGGCGAGGGACGACAGGUUGCGCAGAGGGAUCGAUCGUUUGAUGACGGCCCUGCCGGUGCAGGAAAUUAAAUGUACCCAGUCGCACCGCUUGACCCAGUCAUCUCGGAGCUGCGACGAGGAAUACUUUAUCAGGAAGUUGUGCGCGAGAAGAAGCGUCACUGCCCCUGCUGAGAUCGACAAGUCCGAUGCUGGGAUGUACAAUGUAGAGGAGCAGUCCAGGGAUGUAGUGGUAAAGCUGGAGGCACUUUAG
This is a messenger RNA of Cladophialophora carrionii CBS 160.54, 579 nucleotides long. RefSeq lists its product as uncharacterized. Bases 1 to 579 code for a protein of 192 amino acids. The record is from RefSeq and is a predicted model, not a curated record. Lineage: Eukaryota; Fungi; Ascomycota; Eurotiomycetes; Chaetothyriales; Herpotrichiellaceae. The transcript has a single exon.